AUGGCAAUUUCACCUUUACCACCCCAGUCUCCAUCAACCGCAACGGCAGCUUCUGACACCGCAGUUAAGUUGAGAGCUGCUCAGAGCUCAGCCAAUUCCCAGGGCAAUACAUCUUCGCCAGCUAUCACGCACAGCACUGAUCGUGAACUAACUGAACAAUUAAACGACGAUGUGCGGCAUAAAUAUAUCAAAGACAAGAAGCUAGGGGAAGGAACUUAUGCUGUCGUAUACCUUGGUCAUCUUCGCGUCGACCCUUCGUCCUUCGUGGCAAUCAAGAAGAUCAAAGUUAAUGCCGAAUACAAAGAUGGGCUUUCCAUGGAUGCAAUCCGGGAAGUAAAAUAUUUACAAGAACUGUCGCAUUCAAAUAUCAUAGCACUCCAUGAUGUCUUCUCCUCCAAGGACCAAAAUCUCAACCUGGUUCUAGAAUACUUGCCACGUGGUGACCUUGAGAUGCUUAUUAAAGACGGAAAUAUUCACUACGGCGCAGCUGAUGUUAAGGCAUGGAUGGGAAUGCUUGCUAGAGGUGUCUGGUUCUGCCACGAAAAUUUUAUUCUCCAUCGAGAUAUUAAACCUAACAAUCUCCUCAUUGCUGCCGAUGGGGAGGUGAAACUAGCAGAUUUCGGCUUAGCUAGGUCAUUCGCUGACCCUUACUUGAAUAUGACACACCAAGUUAUCACACGCUGGUAUCGGCCACCUGAAUUGCUUUAUGGAGCACGACAUUACUCGGGCGCUGUAGACGUCUGGUCCAUGGGAAUGGUUUUUGCAGAGCUCCUCUUGCGAGUGCCGUUUGUCGCGGGGAAUUCUGAUCUCGACCAGAUAUCCAAGGUUUGCGAAGCAUUUGGCACGCCCACUGAAGACAACUGGCCAGGAGUCACUAGGCUGCCCAAUUAUAUACCCGCAGAUAAAAAUCACAUUGUUCCUAUACAGGGUCGUGAAUUCUUCUUCAGACAGUUCCCAACUGCCGGUCCUGUUGGCGCAGACUUGCUCAUGUCGAUGUCACCAAAAUCAAGAAAGAGUUUACCAGUCUCAUCCGACCAUGCGAGAGCGCCUUCUCCACCUCAGAUUUCUUCCAAAAUACGUGCCUCUCCUAGCCCAAGGCCAUCACUUAGUAAGACUGCACUGUCCAACUCGGCUUCCAACCUGAGCUCCUCCAGGUCAAUAUCCGCUGGUCGAACUCCAAGCAGUCCCGAUAAAUCGCUGCGCAGGACUAUUAGUAUUGCAGCAUUUCCCCAACCACCGAAGACAGGAAGCCGUCCUUCCACUGCAUCAUCAAUAUCAGGUGUUCAGAGCCUUCGCUCCUCUGGCAGUGUGAAGGUCAAAAGGAACUCCAGGUUAAGCGUGGGGACCAGCAGCAGCUAUCGAAGUUCACAGACCCCGUCCUUGCUAAAUAGCGGUGAUAGUAAAUCAAUUGUUGGUACAGAAGCCCGAGAUCCAGAGGCUUCACCAUCGCAAAGCCGGAGCUCUUCCGCUCAAGGGUCAUACUCUACAAGCGCGACCACUUUUGAGGAUGCAGAUGAUGUAACGGGUGCCUCCAGGCCUCAUUCGAAGCCUAAGGAGGCCAAAGGUAACGUUAUAGUUAGUGUCCGAGUGCGCCCUGAUGUGCACGGCACCGAGACAUCAAAAACCAACAGCGAAUGGGCAGUGGAUGCACGUCGUAGCCUUAUUACGUUUAGCGGAAAGGAAGGAGGCGAUUAUCAUUAUGACAAUGUCUUCUCUCCCAAUGAACAUAAUGCCAAAGUCUAUGAUUCCGCGGCAAAACGCCUCGUGAGAAGGGUAAUGGAAGGUUACCAUGGCACCGUCUUUGCAUACGGCAUGACUGGCACCGGUAAAACCUUCUCCAUGCAGGGAACUGCUACCUCUCCCGGGGUGAUCCCACUAGCAAUAACCGACAUAUUUUCUUUCAUCAGGGAGACUCCGCAUCGAGAAUUCCUGCUUCGCGUUAGCUAUCUUGAGAUCUACAACGAGAAGAUCCAUGACCUACUCUCAGCCUCUGCUUCUGGCGGUGGUUUGCCCCUCCAGCAGGAAGAGAUAAAGCUGCGCGAAGAUAGCAAACGAGGCGUGUAUGCGACACCACUGAAAGAAGAGAUCGUACAGAGCCCGACGCAACUUCUUCGUGUAAUUGCGAGGGGUGACCAUGCAAGAAGAACUGGCAGCACGCAGUUCAAUGCUCGCAGUUCCCGAAGUCAUGCAGUGGUCCAGAUCGUUGUUGAGAGUAGGGAACGAGUGCCCACAGGCGCCAUUCAGGACAGGCGAUCGGGCAUAGCUCCGGGAGGAGUCAGAGUAUCCACGCUUAGCUUGAUAGACUUAGCUGGAUCAGAACGUGCAGCUGACGACAAAGAACGGCGCACAGAAGGUGCUCACAUAAAUAAAAGCUUACUUACCCUGGGUACUAUCAUUUCCAGGCUUUCGGAAACUAAGGACAAAGCUGGUAACCCGACUGAUCGCGAGGGCAGGCACCUGCCGUAUCGUGACAGCAAGCUCACGAGGUUGUUACAACCAGCUUUGUUAGGGAAUUCACUGGUCAGCAUUCUUUGCACUGUUCAUCUUGGCGUAGCGGGCAAUUCGAACUCUGGUGAAACACUCAAUACUUUGAAAUUCGCUGCGCGAGCUAAAAACAAUAUUGUCAGCCACGCCAAACGGGCGGAAGAAGCGUUCGGUAGUGGUAGCAGUGAUGCAGGGAGCCGUGUGCUUCUAGAACGCUACCGAAUGGAGAUUCAGGCCCUUCGAGGCCAGCUCGAGAGCCAAACAAAAGCACAAGCCGAAAAAGAGUUGAAAUUGGAAGAGCAGCAACUAGAAAAGGAGGCACAGGCACGCCACGAAGAGCAAAUGUUGGAAAUGCAAUUGGCUCGAACCGCGCUUAAAGAGCGCAUAGAACAUCUCAAUCGGCUCAUUCUUUGCUCCAAAUCCACUGGUGUGAACAGCCAGGGAGCGAUGUCUACUCUUGGUCGACUAUCAAGAAUGUCUGCUGCCGAAUCGGUGGCUCGAUCUUUACGCUCUUCAGUCAGUCAUACAACAUUGGGUGCGUAUGGGACAUCGUCUGUCCGGCCUGCAUCAUUUCUCUCCGUCAACAGCAACGAAGCUUUACCUUUCUCGGGUAGUUCAUUUGGCAACGAUGAGGAUGAAGAUAUCGUGGGGGAAUUUGCGGACGGAAAAGCAAGCGCUCAGAGGCAAAUCGUAGCCCUUCAGGCAGAUUUGAGUGAUAAAAAUCGGUAUAUCUCGACUCUAGAGAGACGCCUACUGCAGGCUCGCCGGUCCAGCCAUUCACGAAUGUCAAUAGGCGUUAAAGCUGGGAGCGCAACUUCUGAAAAUCCAGAUAUGGUGGCCUUGCUACGUGAAAAGGAUAUGGAAAUCAACGAACUUCGACAACAAUUAGAUGAUAAAGAUAGAAUGCUCGCUGCGCUCCGUUCUGCUGCUCGGCAUCGGGACCUUGCGCAUAUCGCUACCGAUACAGACCUCAAGGAAAAGGGUGAGUAUCGAAGUGCCGAUCCUGAUGUUAGGGGUUCGCUAGCUAGUGACCAUGUGGCUAGUAUCCUUCUGCCUCACAAGGAGGACGAACUAAAUGGGACGAAAAAUAUGGAUGAUGAAAUGUCACGAAUUCUCGAUGAGAUGAUUCAAGAUCGGGUUGACAGUGGCCACUUAAUCAAGGGUUCCCACGGCAGUGUCCGUAUCGCUUCCGAGAGUCAACAGCUUUCUGACACCACGACGCCUGUUCAGGGCCUAAUCCCAGGCAGCACGAUUCAUGACAAUAUCGAUCAUGAUUUCCAGCCGGGGUAA
Messenger RNA from Aspergillus bombycis, 3774 nucleotides. RefSeq names its product kinesin family protein (KipA). Bases 1 to 3774 code for a protein of 1257 amino acids. Lineage: Eukaryota; Fungi; Ascomycota; Eurotiomycetes; Eurotiales; Aspergillaceae. Gene Ontology annotation, biological process: microtubule-based movement; protein phosphorylation. The record is from RefSeq and is a predicted model, not a curated record. The transcript is spliced from 4 exons. Gene Ontology annotation, molecular function: protein kinase activity; microtubule binding; ATP binding.